Messenger RNA from Tripterygium wilfordii, 1923 nucleotides. RefSeq names its product protein JINGUBANG-like. The coding region runs from base 93 to 1751 and encodes 552 amino acids. The record is from RefSeq and is a predicted model, not a curated record. Gene Ontology annotation, molecular function: protein binding. NCBI's taxonomy places the organism in Eukaryota, Viridiplantae, Streptophyta, Magnoliopsida, Celastrales, Celastraceae. The transcript has 2 exons.
AUUGUACCAAUGUAUGAAUCUCCUUCACUUCUCCUUAACUCCUCUAAACUCCUCUGUUUGUUGAGAGUUUCUGGUACGAAAAUGGUUAAAAUAUGGUUACGUCUGUUAUUUUAAAACGUUCUUUCUGUGGGUCUUCACGCAAAUUCACUUAUUUUAUCUCAAUAAGGCAUGGCUUUCCUUCAUCGGCUAUGUUGUUAUUGGCCCUGUCUUUGCUUUUGUUCUUGAAGCUUUCGGUUUCCUUCGUAUCAAGUUUUCCUCUUUAUACUUCCUUGUAUGACAAUACACACAGUUUCUUUUGUUAUUUAAUUACCAGCUUAACCUUUUUGACCUUAAAACAUUCUUUAGAAUCGUUGAUGAAGAGCUCCGUAAGAGGAAGCAACAGAGCUGUAGGUCGCAUAUUCUCUGCAGAGAACAGCGUCCGCGGCCAGAAAUACGGUCGUCUAAUCAAUAACGACGACGACAACAAUAACGACGACAACGAAAGCACGAGAUCCUCCACCCACAGUCCAAUGCUGACCUCCGACGCGGCCUCACCUUUCAACGACCCAUCGUCCUCCCCAUUCAGCAAAUCACCAUGGUCUGCUCACAUGAACCCGAACCCAUCUCCAUUUGCGGAUAAUAAUUUCUCGCCUAAUGUUCUUAUGGGGUCAUUGGUUCGUGAAGAAGGACAUAUAUAUUCAUUAGCCGCUAGUGGGGAACUUUUGUAUACUGGGUCCGAUAGUAAGAACAUUCGUGUAUGGAAGAACCAUAGCGAGUUUUCUGGAUUUAAAUCGAAUAGUGGAUUGGUUAAGGCAAUUGUGAUUGCAGGGGAGAAGAUAUUUACAGGACACCAAGAUGGGAAAAUCAGAGUUUGGAAGGUUUCCUCCAAGAAUCCGGGUAAUCAUAAGCGGAUAGGAACAUUGCCUACUUUCAAAGAUUAUAUCAAGAAUUCGAUGAAACCGAGUAAUUAUGUGGAAGUGAGACGCCAUAGAAAUGGGUUGUGGUUGAAACAUUUCGACGCCAUUUCGUGUCUUAGCUUGAAUGAAGAUAAAACUCUUCUUUACUCUGCUUCUUGGGACAAGACUUUCAAGGUUUGGAGAAUAUCAAACUUCAAAUGCCUCGAAUCGAUCCCUGCUCAUGAUGAUGCUGUUAAUUCUGUUGUUUCUGGCUUCGAUGGCCUAGUCUUUACAGGAUCUGCCGAUGGUACUGUGAAGGUUUGGAGAAGAGAAAUGCAGGGGAAAGGAACAAAACACUUCUUUUCACAAACAUUAUUAAAACAAGAAUGUGCAGUUACAGCAUUGGCUGUGAAUCCAGACGCCACAGUAGUCUACUGUGGCUCAUCAGACGGGGUUGUUAACUUCUGGGAACGCGAGAAGCACCUCGCACACGGCGGUGUAAUAAGAGGCCAUAAAUUGGCAGUCCUGUGCUUGGUCACGGCAGGAAAUCUUGUGUUCAGUGGCUCAGCUGAUAUGGGUAUAUGUGUAUGGAGAAGAACAGAAAGCCAACACGCUUGCUUGUCGAUUUUAACAGGACAUAACGGGCCGGUGAAGUGCUUGGCUGUCGAGAAAGAUGAAGAAUCAGGUUCAGGAGAGCAAAGGUGGACCCUGUACAGUGGGAGUCUGGAUAAGUCAGUGAAGAUGUGGCGAGUGUCGGAGCAAGCACCACCAAUGGUGAAUAAUCAGCAUCUUCUUCAUGAUCCAACGGAACCAAACACAUUACCGGCUGCACCUAGCUUCUCUUCUCAAGGGAGGAUUAGUGUGAGGAAGUCUUAGGAGGAAAGUGGUUUGUACAUGCUUGUACUUGUGCACGUGAAUAUUUUGUGUGUUUGGAGAUUGAAAGUUGACAUGAAGACGAUGCAAUAUUUGUUUCAUUGUGUGCGCGUUGCAGAAUGAAUAUGUAUUUCUGUGAUAAUUUGGAGAGAUUUUGGUUUUCCUUCUAAGCCAA